UCCUUUCCCUCCACCCCGAAACUUCGCCUCUCGCAGCUCGAAGCUCCCCCUCUCUCCAUCCGAGCCCUCGACCAAAUCCAACCGUCUCAAGCCCACCGCCUCUCCCUUGGCUACAUAAAUGACCAUUCCCAUGCCUUUGAGCCGAAGAAACACACCCCUAGUUCCGGACCGCCGGAUGUACAGACAUUUUCUUUAGCCACAUCGAUUCAUCUCAGCAGCAAACAUUAGCAAUGAUGCUCGGAGUCCCCAAAGAAGUUAUCCGGCCCCUCGGCCCAGCCUGCUCGUCGGUACCGCUCGACGUGAAGAACAGGAAUCCUCCGUCGUUGAUCACCAAAUUGCGGGUCCUGCUAUCGCCGAAGAAGAAGCCGGCGACGCUAUUGCGAGUCCCCAGCGGCAGCACCCUCUCGAGGCUGUCGACGUCGUCGGGCAGCAGCGACCGCGAGCUGGAGCGGGUGUUCCGCUAUUUCGACGAGAACGGCGACGGCAAGAUAUCGCCUUCGGAGCUUCGGAACUGCAUGAGGACGGUGGGGGAGGAGCUCUCGCACGAGGAUGCGGAGGCCGUCGUGGCGUCGUCGGACUCCGACGGCGACGGCUUGCUUUGCUACGAUGAUUUCGUGAGGCUGGUGGACGUGGAGGGGGAAGAGGAGAAGGUGCGGAGCCUGAGGGAGGCGUUCGGCGUGUACGAGAUGGAGGGCCAAGGGUGCAUCACGCCCAAGAGCCUCAAACGGGCGCUCCAAAGACUGGGGGACUCCAGAACCACCAAGGAAUGCACGGCCAUGAUUCGAAGGUUCGAUCUCAAUGGUGACGGUGUGCUCAGCUUCGAGGAAUUCAGGGUCAUGAUGCUCUAAACCACACCAUGCACCCCUUGUUAUGGAUUAUAUGGAGAACAUGAAGUGAUGAUUCUUUAGCCUCGAUCGUUAAUCCUGCGAUCAAGCUCCAAAAUUCUUUCAUUUGUAUUCUCUGUUUGUUUUAGAAUGGUUCUUCUGUUCGUUCAUCACAUACAAGAGACCACGAUAUUAAUCUCACAUCAACUGAUGGUCCAUAAAAUUAUCUCUUUAUACAGAAAGAAAAUAAGAUUUGAAGAAUUACUUAAAUUUGAGCAA
Molecule: messenger RNA, 1103 nt
Organism: Elaeis guineensis (African oil palm)
Lineage: Eukaryota; Viridiplantae; Streptophyta; Magnoliopsida; Arecales; Arecaceae
Product: probable calcium-binding protein CML31
Molecular function (GO): calcium ion binding
Source: RefSeq, a predicted model, not a curated record